This is a messenger RNA of Prosopis cineraria, 1733 nucleotides long. RefSeq lists its product as uncharacterized. Bases 163 to 1437 code for a protein of 424 amino acids. NCBI's taxonomy places the organism in Eukaryota, Viridiplantae, Streptophyta, Magnoliopsida, Fabales, Fabaceae. Gene Ontology annotation, molecular function: oxidative RNA demethylase activity; ferrous iron binding; broad specificity oxidative DNA demethylase activity. Gene Ontology annotation, cellular component: nucleus; cytoplasm. The transcript has 5 exons. Gene Ontology annotation, biological process: oxidative RNA demethylation. The record is from RefSeq and is a predicted model, not a curated record.
UUCAACUUCCCGCAUCUCCCUGACGAUCAGGCCUGUAAAUUUCCACUACUCUUGCCCUUUUCGGCCCCGCAAGUAAGCUUGUUGGGGUUCCCUUCCUUCCUCAGUUUCGCUGCUUUGAUUCGAAAAGACCCUGUUUUUUCAGCUAACUCGUACUUUAGGGCAAUGGAUCGUGGACGAGGUCGAACCCCACACAGUCGAGGACGUAAUUCUCCAAUACGACGGUCCCAACGUGCUAAUGAUCAAUCCAAGCAUCCCCAUAACCCAGUUGUUGGAGAUGGAUUUUCUGGCAGUAAAUCAUGUUCUGGAAAGGAUGGAAGGAAAAGUUAUCGGCAAAAUUCAGGCCGUAGUUUUUCGCUGUGUCAUGGUUCUCAAGCUUCACAUUACUGUGAGCAGUCCUCCUCCUCCUCAUGUGAAGGAGAUGAUGAAUCAGUUAAAGUGACCACUUGUCAACUAGAGCAGAGAGUUCCUGACACUUCAAGUGGUUGCUCAGAGGAAUUGGACAGAGAAACGGCUUCUAAAUUGGUUGUAAAGAGUGACGCUGAGCUACCUUCAAGGCAAGGUGAUCCAGUUGAACAUUUAGAGAGCAGGAAUCCCACUAUUGUCCAUAAAACUGUGGAAACAGAGAAUCCUGCAUUGGUUGAACCAUUUGACAUUUGCCGUCCAAAAGAAUCUGGAUUGGUUUCUUUGAAAGUAUCUUUACUUGUACGUAAUAGAGAAAAGCGGAAUGAAACCAAACGCAAUAUGGGUACGACAAGUAGGACUGUAUUAAGGCCUGGGAUGAUACUCUUGAAGGGUUACAUUUCAUCAAGUGAUCAGGUCAAAAUAGUUGAAAGAUGCCGGCAGUUAGGACUUGGUCCUGGGGGAUUCUACCAGCCUGCUUAUCGUGAAGGGACAAAAUUGCAUCUGAAGAUGAUGUGCCUGGGUAAAAAUUGGGAUCCUCAGACAAGUGAGUAUGGAGACCGCAGGCCCUUUGAUGGAGCAAGGCCACCCAACAUUCCUGUUGAAUUUCUUCAGAUUACUGAGCAAGCAAUUAGGGAUUCCCAAGCUCUCAUACAGCAAGAUUCGAAAACUGGCAAGCCAGAGAAGACACUUCCAUCGAUGGAACCUGACAUAUGUCUUGUAAACUUCUACUCACAAAACGGGCGUUUGGGUCUUCAUCGGGACAAGGAUGAAAGUGAAGAAAGCCUUCGUCGAGGCUUGCCAGUGGUUUCCUUCUCCAUUGGAGACUCAGCAGACUUUCUAUUUGGUGACGAGAGAGAUCCUGACAAGGCACAGAAAGUUGUGCUGGAAUCAGGAGAUGUCUUGAUCUUUGGUGGGAAAUCCAGAGAUAUAUUUCAUGGCGUAACUGUCAUUCAUCCGAACACUGCCCCCAAGCUUUUGCUGCAAGAAACAAAUCUGCGACCCGGCCGAUUGAAUAUUACUUUGAGACAGUAUUAAAAGAUCCUGGCUUGUGUUCAGAGAAUUGCAUGCUGUUGCAAGUUUCUUUUGCCGUUCUUGUGUUUCAUAUCCUAAACAACCCGAGUCCGUUGAUCACUAGAUGUAUGAAAUCUGUCCGGAUCGAGACGAUUGUUUUUCGUUUAUAGACUGAAAAUUCAAUGAAUACUUAGGUUUGCAAAUUUUAAUGUACAAGAUAGUAUAAUGUCCUUGGAAAUGACGAUGUUGCACGGCCUUUGUAUUUCAGAUGAAUGCCUUUUGACGGCUGCAACUUAUAAUUACAGAACUAUUUUAGUUAA